AUGGGUGAAGCUUCUGAUGCUGUUCAGAAGAUGUUCAUUUCUUAUAACAACAUCCAUAAAUCUUGUCAAAAGAUUGCCAUUCAAAUUAUGGCCAAAGGCGAGAGACCGGAUGUGAUCAUUGCAAUCACAGGCGGUGGUAUGAUCCCAGCUAGAAUAAUAAGAUCGUUUUUGAAAAGCCGUGGCCAGAAAAACAUUCCUAUCCAAGCGAUUGGGCUGUCACUGUACGAGGACUUGGGACUGGACGACCAUGUAGACACUAUCGGUAAAGAGGUGAUCAGAACACAAUGGUUGGACUUUGGAUCUUUGGAGCAGCACUUCGAUUCGCUUAUUGGUAAAAGAGUUUUGAUCGUCGACGAGGUAGACGACACCAGAACCACCUUGCACUAUGCAGUAACCGAACUCGAGAAAGAAGUCAAAGAGCAGCAAAUUAAGCUGAACAGAACCAACGAAGAGACCGUUUUCUCGAUUUUCGUGUUACACAACAAAGACAAGCCCAAGAAAGCCGCUUUGCCAGCGGAAAUGAUGAACAACGAUCGCUACCUUGCAGCCGAAACUGUUCCUGACGUAUGGCUGUGCUAUCCAUGGGAAGCAUUGGACAUCGAAGAACACACCGAGCUUGCUAUCAAGCAAGGCAACAACUGA
This is a messenger RNA of Lachancea meyersii CBS 8951, 642 nucleotides long. NCBI's taxonomy places the organism in Eukaryota, Fungi, Ascomycota, Saccharomycetes, Saccharomycetales, Saccharomycetaceae. The record is from the annotation of a GenBank genome assembly.